This is a messenger RNA of Colletotrichum godetiae, 1047 nucleotides long. RefSeq names its product aspartic peptidase domain-containing protein. NCBI's taxonomy places the organism in Eukaryota, Fungi, Ascomycota, Sordariomycetes, Glomerellales, Glomerellaceae. Gene Ontology annotation, biological process: proteolysis. The record is from RefSeq and is a predicted model, not a curated record. Gene Ontology annotation, cellular component: fungal-type vacuole. The transcript is spliced from 5 exons. Gene Ontology annotation, molecular function: aspartic-type endopeptidase activity. The coding region runs from base 1 to 1047 and encodes 348 amino acids.
AUGACCGACUUGAACGGCUAUGAGUACAUUGCCAGUAUUGUCUUCGGCGACGAGACGCUCCAGGUCAUCGUCGACUCCGGAUCUAGUGACACUUGGGCUGUUCAGAAAGACUUUAUCUGCCAGGACUCUGACGGCAACAGGUUGAACGACACAUCAAUGUGCGACUUCGGGCCCACGUACAACGGGACGUUUCAGCAUGGCUCUAUCCCGGGCGUGCACUUCAACAUCACCUACGGUGACGGCGAAUUUGCCACAGGCCUCAUGGGGUAUCAGGACAUCACCCUGGCUGGCCUCGAGGUGCCGCAUCAAGAGGUCGCCUUGGUGAACAAGACUUACUGGAACGGUGACAACGUUGCCAGCGGCUUGCUCGGCCUCGCCUAUGAUCUUCUCACCAGCGAGUACGACGAUGCCACCGGCAAGUCCAUCUAUUAUGACUCCAUCUUCACCACCAUGUCGAAGAAGGGUAUUGUCAAGCCUGAUCUUUUCAGUAUGGCCAUGGAUAGUAAGUCUCAGAUUGGCCAGUUGGCAUUUGGCGGGUUGCCUCCUGUCGAAACCAAGGGCAAGUUCAUCAGCACGCCUAUCCGAUUGAUCGCCCUCUCAUCCCGUCGACCCGAGGCGAAGACGGAGUACUCUUUCUACACUAUCCUUCCUGACGGAUACUCCGCCGGAUUUCACAACAACACAACCCCGACGAUUGUCGACAGUGGCACGACUUUGAUGUACGUGCCGACUGAUAUUUCGGAUGCCUUCGCAGCUGGAAUCCCCCACUCUUUCUACGACUUCUUUUCCGGCGCAUAUUACGCUCCUUGCGAUGCUACGGUGCCGGACUUUGGUGUUGUGAUCAACGGGCAUACCUUCUACGCCGACAAGGCCGACUUGAUCCAGAGUAGCGACCCAAUCGACAACGGUGACGGCACCUUUGUCUGUUUGCUUGGUGUCACCGACGGCGGCGAGGGACCCUACAUCUUGGGUGACACCAUGAUGAACAGCCUCGUGACUGUGUUCGACGUCGGCGCCGCAAUGAUGCGCUUUGCAAGCCGCAAAUAA